GAGGAUGGAAGGUCGCGCCAAAGUUCCGCCGUUGAAGGUCACGAGUCUCACGAAGCCUCCUCCACAGCUGCCAGCGAAGUUGUCGGCUGACUACGAGGAGGACUCUGCUGAACAUUUGGGUGAAGGUGCCUUCGCCAUUGUCCGAAGCCUCCGGCGAAAACGUGACGGCCUGCCGGUUGCAUUGAAGGUGGUGGAGAAGUAUCCAUUGCAUAUCCGAAACAUGCUGCCACAGUUGCAGCGCGAGGUGCGAAUUCAGGGCAGUCUCCAACAUCGACACAUCCUGCGACUUCUAUCCUGCAUGGAAGAUGAGUGGU
This is a messenger RNA of Cladocopium goreaui, 314 nucleotides long. Lineage: Eukaryota; Dinophyceae; Suessiales; Symbiodiniaceae. The record is from the annotation of a GenBank genome assembly.